This is a messenger RNA of Etheostoma cragini (Arkansas darter), 2649 nucleotides long. Its product is annotated as patched domain-containing protein 3-like. The record is from RefSeq and is a predicted model, not a curated record. The transcript is spliced from 4 exons. Gene Ontology annotation, cellular component: membrane. Lineage: Eukaryota; Metazoa; Chordata; Actinopteri; Perciformes; Percidae. The coding region runs from base 17 to 2569 and encodes 850 amino acids.
UCCUACAAAUCUGAAGAUGGGCUGCAGACGCACAGACUGCCUGGCAAAGCCUCUGUCAGGCCUUUUUGAAAAACUUGGAUCACUUGUAGGCUCCUAUCCAUUUUAUUUUUUUGUGAUUCCUCUCAUACUCUCAGCAGCGCUUGGCGCAGGCUUCACUUUUCUCAGCGACAGGGAGGACAAUGACUUUGAGCGGCAGUUCACACCCAGGAAAGGACCCUCGAAGGCAACAAGAGCUUUUGUCAGGGAAAACUUCCCCUACAAUGACUCCAUGUUUUCAGCGGACAGGUUGUACGACAUCGGCAACUUUGCAUCCCUCAUUGCUGUAUCGACUAACAGCUCAAGUAUACUUACGAAUCCUGCUUUUGCGGAAAUCCUCAAGCUCAACGAUGAGAUCCUUAAUAUCACUGUGCACAAUGGGAGCCUGGGAUUCAGUGAGUUAUGUGCAAAAGCCAACGGAGAAUGUGUCUCAAACAUCGUCCUGGAAAUUAUUAGCGCUAAUGCAACCAGCAUCAUCUUCCCUGUACACUGGUACAGAUCGAGUUCAGUGUUUCUUGGCUCUGUGCUUGGCGGGGUGAUCACAGAUGCCAACAGCUCAGUCGUGAGUGCUCAGGCUAUAAAACUCAUCUACUACUUAGAUAACAAGGAAAGCUCAGCUGACGCCUCAAAAUUAUGGCUGAGAGGAUUUCAAAAACUCUUAUCAGAUGCGACUGACUGCAAACACAUUGACGUGUCUUACUACACCUCCAAAUCCAGGCAGGAGGAGAUUGACAGUCACACCACAGAUGGCUUCCCUUUAUUCCUCAUCAGUUAUGCCUGUGCUAUCACUGUCUCAGUGAUAUCCUGCCUGAGAUUGGACAAUGUGAGGAACAAGGUGUGGGUGGCCUUUUUUGGUGUCUUAUCCUCGGGUCUGGCCAUUGUCUCCUCUUUUGGCUUGUUACUUUACAUCGGAGUGCCAUUUGUUAUAACAGUGGCAAACUCUCCUUUCCUGAUACUUGGAAUAGGUCUCAACAACAUGUUCAUAAUGGUGUCCGACUGGCAGCACACCAAAGUAAAAGACCCAGUUCCGAAGCGGAUGGCUCACUCUUACAAAGAAGCUAUCAUGUCCAUCACCAUCACCACCCUGACCGACUUCUUCAAGUUCUCCAUAGGCAUCACGUCCGACUUCCCAUCAGUGCAGUCGUUCUGCCUGUACACCAGCGUCUCCAUUAUAUUUUGUUACAUAUACACAAUCACCUUCUUUGGAGCCUUCUUGGCUGCAAAUGGGAGACGAGAAGCCAGCAACAGACACUGGCUGACUUGCAUGAAAAUACCAUCAGACAAUCCUGAUCAUCGUUCGGUGAUAUAUAACAUCUGCUGUGUGGGAGGCAACUAUGACAAGAACACUGGAGCUGAGGAAAAAAAAACAAUUAUUUUUUUUAAGGAUUACUAUGGUCCGUUUUUGAUCAAACCCUGUGUCAAGGGAUUUGUAAUCUUCCUUUAUCUGGUAUAUUUAGCUACGAGUAUUUAUGGAUGUUUCCAGGUAGGCCUACAACAGGGGAUUGAGCUCUAUGAUCUGGCAGCUGAUAACUCCCCCGUUACGAGAUUCAAGUUGAAGAAUAGUCAAUAUUUUUCCGAUUACGGCCCAUCUGUGAUGGUUGUGGUCGGUGAGGAAUUCCAAUACUGGAAUAAAACCAAGAGACACCAACUUCAGGAAUGCGGAGAAGACUUUAAAAAGCUCCACUUUGUGGAUGAGCAUAUCUACACAUCCUGGCUUGACGCUUAUUUAUCAUAUGGACAGGAAACAGAUUUAAACCUUGAUGAUAAAGAAGUUUUUCUCAAAAAUUUAGCAACUUUUUUUGAUUUAUAUCCUUUUUUCAAGCAAGAUCUGAACCUAACUAGGGAUGGCAUCUAUGCAUCCCGUAUCUUCAUCCAGACUGCUGAUAUUACCAAUGCCAACAUGGAAAUUUACAUGUUUACAAGUCUUAAAAGCACUGCUGGUAGAUGCCGUGAGGCGUCUUUAUUAGUCUAUAACCCAUUAUUCAUCUUCUACGACCAGCAUGCCGUAGUAGUUAGUAGCAUGAUUAAAAACGUUGGUGUGAUCACGGGUGUGAUGUUGGUUGUCUCUCUCCUGCUGAUUCCAAACCCCCUCUGCUCAUUAUGGGUGACUUGUUCGAUUGGGUCAGUGACUGCGGGGGUGACUGGUUUCAUGGCGCUAUGGGGCAUGAGUCUGGAUUCAAUAUCCAUGAUCAUUUUUUCCAUCUGCAUUGGCUUCACCGUGGAUUGCUCAGCUCACGUGGCUUACGCCUUCGCCUCAAGCAAGAGAACAAGUUGUGAUGACAAGGUGGUGGAUGCUCUCUCCAGUUUAGGCUACCCCAUCCUUCAAGGAGCCCUGUCAACCAUUUUAGGGGUGUCUGUCUUGGCUACGUCUGAAUUUCACACAUUCAGAACAUUUUUUAAGAUCUUCUUUCUUGUCAUGUUUAUUGGCAUGCUUCACGGCCUCAUUUUCAUUCCAGUAAUCCUGACACUAUGUACAUGCAGAUCAGAUGAAGAUGAAAGUGAAAACAAGAGUUUGAAAAUCAGCAAACUAUGACCACAGGUACAGUGCUGAUGGCAGGCAUGUUGUGUACUUCAGAUCCCAUAAUAAAAAUUUGGGGACAAAAUUUGCUUUAA